Molecule: messenger RNA, 485 nt
Organism: Mycena citricolor
Lineage: Eukaryota; Fungi; Basidiomycota; Agaricomycetes; Agaricales; Mycenaceae
Source: the annotation of a GenBank genome assembly
UUGCUAUGUUGGCUUCGACACGUCUUGGGAUGUUCUCCGAGUCUUCCACGAACUUGAGCCCUGAACACCCAGAUCCAUCGUUGUUGGCGAGAGGCAGGGACGAUUGGUCGGCUCCGGUGCCCUUGUUGAUAAGCGAGUUGGGCCUUGGCUCGUCGGAUUUGUGUGAGGCAGACACACCCGAAAAGCGCAGAGCGCUUCUUGCACACCAAUUCCAGGAAAUCCUCAUGGAUGCAACGAAUGCCCAAACACCUCUUGACUUGCUGAGCGACGAGGAUUUUUUGGGGGAUGAGAUCAACGAGAUCAUGGCUCGAGAACAAGGAGAUGAAGACGAUGACCUUUGCUUUGAUUUUGAUGCACGCGCUUCAUCGGCAUACAGGCCGUAUCCGAACAAGGCCGUGAGUGGAGUGCUCAGUUUAUUGGCACGCUGGAACUCAUCUAAACGUCUCAGAUGAUGCUCCUUGAUAUUAUGGACAACUUGCCGCGCU